This is a messenger RNA of Spinacia oleracea (spinach), 1705 nucleotides long. RefSeq names its product carbamoyl-phosphate synthase small chain, chloroplastic. The coding region runs from base 190 to 1482 and encodes 430 amino acids. The transcript has 10 exons. Gene Ontology annotation, molecular function: carbamoyl-phosphate synthase (glutamine-hydrolyzing) activity. Gene Ontology annotation, biological process: L-arginine biosynthetic process; 'de novo' pyrimidine nucleobase biosynthetic process; L-glutamine metabolic process. The record is from RefSeq and is a predicted model, not a curated record. NCBI's taxonomy places the organism in Eukaryota, Viridiplantae, Streptophyta, Magnoliopsida, Caryophyllales, Amaranthaceae. Gene Ontology annotation, cellular component: carbamoyl-phosphate synthase complex; cytoplasm.
CCUAGUUUUGAGUCUUUUGACUUUUGAGUUAGGGUUCAUUUCUUACGCGCUCUCCCCCUGUUGCAUUGCAUCCUUUCUCCCACGCCGUCCACCGCCGUUCACAGCUCCCCCUCCAUCCCUCUACCAUCGAAACGCCGCCUAAAGCCCCCCCAUUGCUCCACCACCGUCUAAUUUCUGUUUUUGUAACAAAUGGCCUGUGGAGCAAUGGAUUUGUCAGUGACAAUCCCUGUUGGAAUUCGUUCUCCCCAACAACGAAACCUUAAGUUCGUCAGGGUCAAGUGUUCCGUGUCUAUCGCCGACAAUGCCGUCGCUGUUUCAGCUACAGGAGGGCAGGGAGGCAGACCGUGGAAGGUAUCAGAUGCUAGACUUGUGCUAGAGGAUGGUACCAUUUGGAGGGCUAAGUCAUUUGGUGCUUCCGGCACACAAGUUGGUGAAGUGGUCUUCAAUACUUCAUUGACAGGGUAUCAAGAAAUUCUGACUGACCCUAGUUAUGCUGGCCAGUUUGUAUUGAUGACAAACCCUCAAAUAGGAAAUACUGGUGUGAAUAUUGAUGAUGAAGAGUCAAGUCAAUGCUUUCUGGGCGGUUUGGUGAUUAGAAGCUUAAGCAUCAGCACCUCUAACUGGAGAUGUGUUGAGACACUUGGAGAUUAUUUAUCUAAAAGAAACAUUAUGGGUAUAUAUGAUGUUGACACCCGUGCUAUCACCCGUAGAUUGAGGGAAGAAGGGAGUCUUAUUGGUGUGCUGAGCACAGAAGAAACAAAAUCAGACAACCAACUCUUAGAAAUGGCUCGUUCUUGGGACAUUGUCGGGGUUGAUUUGAUAAGUGGUGUUUCGUGCCAAGCUCCCUAUGAGUGGGUUAACAAAACUGAUGAUGAAUGGGAAUUUAAUUCAAACGGAAGACGUGGAGAAACUUUUAACGUGGUAGCUUACGAUUUUGGUAUCAAGCAUAACAUUUUGAGGCGUCUGGCAUCAUAUGGAUGUAAGAUUACUGUUGUUCCAUCAACGUGGCCAGCAUCAGAGACACUGAAAAUGCAACCAGAUGGCGUUUUCUUCAGCAAUGGUCCAGGAGAUCCCUCAGCCGUACCAUAUGCUGUUGAUACAGUGAAGGAAUUAAUUGGACAGGCCCCGAUAUUUGGAAUUUGUAUGGGCCACCAGUUGCUGGGUCAGGCAUUGGGUGGUAAAACUUAUAAAAUGAAGUUUGGUCAUCAUGGAGGAAAUCAUCCUGUUCGUAAUAUAAGAAAUGGUCAGGUUGAAAUUAGCGCACAGAACCACAACUAUGCAGUAGACCCUGCAUCACUUCCUGAUGGAAUCGAAGUGACGCACAUCAAUCUUAAUGACGAUAGCUGUGCUGGUCUUGCAUUUCCAUCAAAGAAUAUCAUGUCUCUACAAUAUCACCCCGAGGCAUCUCCAGGACCCCAUGAUUCAGACCCUGUUUUUGGAGAAUUCGUGGAUAUGAUGAGGCGAGUGAAAGGAAAUGCUUAAAAUAAUUAUGUAAUUGCUAAUGGUGGACAUGGUUACAAGUCCAUUGAUUUUGCAGCUAGAUAGUUUUUCCAUUAACAGGAUUUUCUUUGCACGAUGUCCUUGAAUAAUAAGGAUCUGUGACCAGGGUGUGAUAUCCAUGGGAAAAUGCUCCUUUGUAGUCUAUUUUGUGGAGUAUGGAUUGUUUUGAUGCUGAGUAAAUGUAUGAUUAAUCAAUUUUUUAAAA